AUGUCCAUUCAACCUGUAACAUCGUCCACGUUGUCUGCUGACGAAGUUAAUAAUACUAUCUGUAUUAAUAAGUCGAACGAGGAGCCAAUGACUGAGCCAUCAAAACUGCAAGAAAGCCACGGGGAAGAACAUGUCCAAGCAAAAGUUGUUGGAUUCUGUGCAUUCGUUGUUGCUAAGCCAAAACUGAGUUUCG
Molecule: messenger RNA, 193 nt
Organism: Paramuricea clavata
Lineage: Eukaryota; Metazoa; Cnidaria; Anthozoa; Malacalcyonacea; Plexauridae
Source: the annotation of a GenBank genome assembly